AUGUCAGGACAAUCUGCUCUCCGUCUCGCAAAGGAAUUGAAAGAAUUGCAAAAGAAUCCAGUCGAAGGUUUCAGUGCUGGUUUGAAAGAGGACUCAAAUAUGUAUGAAUGGGAUAUUUUAAUUGUCGGACCACCUGAAACACUCUAUGAAGGAGGAAUGUUCCGUGCUAUUAUGACCUUCCCAGAAGACUAUCCAAACAGUCCACCAAAGUUGCAAUUCACUACUCCAAUUUGGCAUCCAAACAUUUAUUCAGAUGGUAAAGUGAAGACUGAACGUUGGUUGCCAAUUCACUCUGUUGAAUCUAUUUUAAUUUCAGUUAUUUCCAUGUUGUCUGUUCCAAAUGAUGAAUCACCUGCCAAUUUGGAUGCUGCUAAACAAUGGAGAGAAGACAAGGAAGGAUACAAGAAGAAAGUCAAGAGACUUGUUAAUGACUCUAUUGAAAACUUUUAUUAA
Molecule: messenger RNA, 453 nt
Organism: Naegleria gruberi
Lineage: Eukaryota; Heterolobosea; Eutetramitea; Acrasida; Naegleriidae
Exons: 5
Coding region: 1-453 (150 amino acids)
Biological process (GO): proteasome-mediated ubiquitin-dependent protein catabolic process; protein polyubiquitination
Molecular function (GO): ubiquitin conjugating enzyme activity
Source: RefSeq, a predicted model, not a curated record